UGCGUUAAUUUGCCUUUUCUUCUACACGCAUACAUAUAAAUAAACAUUCAUUCUUUGCUGGAUUCUUCCAUUUCUGUGUGCAAAAUCUCAUCUUUUUCUCCGAUUGGAAUUACCCACCGGCGGAAUCUGAUUCCUUUUCAUCUGGGUCUCUCUGUUUCUCUCUGUUCUUCUCCGAUUGCUCUGUUUUAAUGGCGGUUCUUCCCAUUUCCAUGGAGCAAAACUGCAACUUGGAGCUUCGUCUCUCUCCUUCUACGUCUUUCUCCGACCAAGAUUCCGGCGACCACCGCCACCACCAGCCUCGUCUCCACCAGUUCUUGGAUGAUGAAUCGAGCAAAAAUUCUCAGCAGCAGAUGACUAUUUUCUACAAUGGGAGAGUUUGUGUUGCGGAUUUUACAGAGGAUCAAGCUAGAGCUAUAAUAAUGCUUGCAACAAGACAUGUAGAGGAGCGAUCGAUUAAUCGUCGCCGGAAAUUGGAACGGUCGAUGUCGCCGGAGCAGUGUAAUGGUGAAGGUGGUUCUGGUUCUGGGCUGUCCAUGAAGAGAUCUUUGCAGAGGUUUUUACAGAAAAGGAAGAAUCGGGUUCAAUCUGCUUCACCUUACAAUCAUUAGCCUUCCAUUGCUCCACUUUCUUUCUUUUUAUUGGUUUUUUCCCUUCAGAUGAUUGAAUAUGUAACGAUGUUUAGAGAUGUAAUUUGUAGAGAACUUACUUUUUUGGAGUUUCUUUAAUGAAAAAUUGGAAAAAAAAAAAUC
Molecule: messenger RNA, 749 nt
Organism: Cucurbita moschata (crookneck pumpkin)
Lineage: Eukaryota; Viridiplantae; Streptophyta; Magnoliopsida; Cucurbitales; Cucurbitaceae
Product: protein TIFY 5A-like
Exons: 2
Coding region: 189-608 (139 amino acids)
Biological process (GO): regulation of jasmonic acid mediated signaling pathway; regulation of defense response; response to wounding
Cellular component (GO): nucleus
Source: RefSeq, a predicted model, not a curated record